Messenger RNA from Punctularia strigosozonata HHB-11173 SS5, 2358 nucleotides. RefSeq lists its product as uncharacterized. The record is from RefSeq and is a predicted model, not a curated record. Gene Ontology annotation, molecular function: zinc ion binding; nucleic acid binding. NCBI's taxonomy places the organism in Eukaryota, Fungi, Basidiomycota, Agaricomycetes, Corticiales, Punctulariaceae. The transcript is spliced from 7 exons. Bases 39 to 1850 code for a protein of 603 amino acids.
CCCUGAUUGCCUAGCGCCACCGAACGGUUGCUGUGAACAUGGCGGCUGCAAAGCAGGAGGUCAUUGACCUCACCGUGACACAGUCGUCCGACGACGUGAUCAUCCUCGAAUCUGGUCCAAGCACGGCAGUUGCGACGCCCAAAAGCAGCGGAGGAGAUGAGUCCCACACGAAGAAAAAAAGGAAGAGGAAGAAAAGAAAGUCAGCUGCUACCAGUGUGGUGGAGGACGGGGAAGUGAUUGAGGCGACUUCACGAGAACGGACCACGGAACCCUCUGCGAUCCGCAAUGGGGAGCGCGAGGGGCGCCGGCACCGGUCGCGUUCGAGAGACGGGCCUAGAGACACGGCCGAUACAACAUUUACACACGACGACGAACUUUCGGCGCUGUUUUUCUCAGAUGUGACCGCAGAUGCGCUUCCCGCAAUCAAACCCGUGGCGAGGUUGCAUAACCUGGAUGCUGCUCAAGAUCCGUCUCCUGCUACAGAAACAAAGCUUCUGCUCCCUGCCCACGUGGAAGUUCUCCCCAGUGCUGAGGGCGGCGUUCUGCCCGUCGAGAUUCUACCUCCCUCGGACGAUGAAUCGGACGAAGACGCCAUAGAGUACCUCGACUAUGACGACGGAAAGGCAGCAGGGACAGUGCGCUACUUCGAUGCACAAGAGGCGCAGGAAGCGAAACCUCGCAAAUUUGUAUGUAAGAAAUGUGGGGCCGAGGGAGACCAUAAGACAUUCGAAUGUCCUGUACUCAUUUGUCUUACAUGUGGUGCACGAGAUGAGCAUUCAACCCGGAGCUGUCCAAUCAGCAAGACAUGCUUUACCUGUGGCAUGAAGGGUCAUAUAAACGCCACCUGCCCCAAUCGUAACAAACGCAUGACAAGAGACACCGGUCGCUACGAUGAGUGCGACCGAUGCGGAUCUAAUCAUCACAGGACCAAUGAAUGUCCAACACUUUGGCGCAUAUACGAGUAUGUGACCGAUGAGGGGCGAACGGCGAUACUAGAAGCGCGCGAAGCGAAACGGCUGCUACCUCUUGGCGAAGGUGGCGAGGCAUAUAUUGCCGGAGAUGAAUGGUGCUAUAAUUGCGGUGGCUGCGGCCAUUUGGGCGAUGACUGCCGGGAACUUCCACAUCCCCGGGAUCAUCCCGUCGAGGCAUCUGCAUUUGGCAGCUAUAACAUACUGUCCGGUCCGUUCGCAGACCCAUCCUCAUCUCCUUCGGCGAAGGGUCAACAACGACGUGAGCCGAGAGACUGGGAGCGAGACGCGUUACCGAUGAACUGGGGUCAGGACGCGCCAGCAGAGGUGGGCAAGAUGGGCCGCAAGAAGGACCGCGCGCGGAUGGAGAAACGAGCCAGGGACGCGGAAGCAGAUGGCGAGGAGGACGACUGGUUCGGUCGUCUAAAGAACAGUGACGGAUCCAGGAGGAGCAGGAACGAGAAUGGCCGGGAUAGGGAUAGAAUUAGCGGAGGUGGUCAUCGCAUGGACGGGGCGAGUGGUACGAAGAAGAUCACCUUUGGUGCCAGCUUGCAGGACAGGCUUGGCACAUCCUCUGAUUCUGGUAGCAAACCAGGUCUUGCGGAACGUUUAGCCAUGGGCAGGGACGAUGGUAGGCAUGAAGGCAGAUAUGGAGGAAAUCGUCCAAGAAGUGGGGAUCGACGAGAUUGGGACACAGGUCGAGAUAGAAACAGGGACAGGGGGGACCGAGGCAGGGACAGGGACAGGGACAGGGACCAACACCACGGCAGACACAGAGGCCGCAAUGAUGCGGGAGACAAGGAUUCAGAGCGACGACGAGAUUGGAGAGACAGGCAGCCGACCGCGGCCGGUCCUAGGUACAAGGGCGGUUACUCCAGGUAGCAUCCGUCAAUCGCCCGAUGGACGCGCCACGCAUUCCCCCGGGGCCGGAUCAUCCCACUGUCGGCCACUUGCAAUCCUUUCAAGAUUUGCGGAUCCUGCGCCCACGACUACAACCAACUGCGGCCCCCGGCCGGCUUGAGCAUCCGUUAGCAAUUCUCAAAACUCGGAACGACCUUUGCGACCACCCCGGCAUUUUAUGCCAUGAUCCUGCUUAUCGCCGGAGUUAACGCCACCCGUAUAAUCGCGGCACCCCACAAUAGAACCGUGACGGGAAGCAAGACGUCGAUUGGUCACUGCACCCAGUGCAUUCGUCCCGAUGCUCUCAGUGGAUCCUCAAUCGUCAUGGGAAGGUUCCGCACUCGUGUAUCCCUCGUUCACUCGCGGAACCCCGGCCUGAAUGUCAGCCGCCUGAGCUCGCCACCUUCCUUUACCCCACCUUUGUGGCUGGAAGGGCAAAAGCUACUGUAUACGGGACACCUGAAUGCAAACGUUGUACUUUCUUCUCCCG